GUAAGCUUUGAAGGGCCAAACGACCCGUUGAACCCACGCAAUUGGUCACUUACCAAACGAGUAUUCUGUACCUUCAAUGUCGGCAUGAUUGCGCUUGUGGUUGGUAUGGCGGCGUCUAUAGACUCAGCAGUUAUUGCCAGAGCAGCAAAGGAUUUUGGAGUUAGUCAAGUUGCCGAGGCACUUGCAACAGGCUUGUUUCUUGUUGGUUUUGGAUUCGGCGCUCUCAUUGCUGGCCCAAUGUCGGAAACAGUCGGUCGUAACCCCGUAUACUUUGGCUCUUUGGCGAUAUACAUGCUCUUUCUUAUGGGAGCUGGGUUAUCAAAGUCUCUAGGCGCACAGCUGGUGUGUCGAUUCUUUGCUGGAUUCUUUGGAGAGUCGCCACUAUCUACUGUUGGAGGAUCUAUUAGCGACAUGUGGGAUCCUAUGAACCGCUUAAUUGCGUUUCCGAUCUUUGCAACUGCUGGCCUAAUGGGCCCAGUGACCGGACCUAUCAUUGGCGGCUGGAUCUCUCAAUCGUUAAACGUAUCGUGGCGAUGGGUGGAAUGGGUUUCCAUCAUCGCAUCCGGAACUCUUCUCGUAUCACUGCUUCUCUUCCAACCCGAGACUUAUGAGCCAAUUCUACUGCAGUGGAAAGCCAGUCACCUCCGCCAACUAACUGGAGACAAGCGCUACGUCUCUGUUGCCGAAAUUCAACAUUUGUCCUUCAGCGCUCGCAUGUUGACGGCAGUGAAGCGACCGUUUAUUAUGACAAUCCAGGAACCCACAAUCAUGUUAUGGACCGGAUAUCUGACUGUUGUCUACCUGAUGCUGUUUGGUUUCCUCGACGGCUAUACGUUUGUUUUCCAGCAAACCUACAACCUCUCUGACGGCAUUACUGGUCUCCUCUUUUUGGGCAUCGGAGUUGGACUGAUUCUAGCCGCCCUGUGUCUCACUCCCCUUCUCUACAGGUGGGCGAAGAAGGAGAUCACCAAGCUUCAAACUGAGAAGCCUGACGGAAGUGCUCGCAUUCCGCCUGAAUUCUUCCUUUGGUAUGCCCUCAUUGGCGCACCGGCCAUCCCCAUCUCUUUUUUCUGGAUGGGCUGGACAGCAUACCCCCAUGUAAGCAUUUGGUCGCCUAUUGUGGCUUCAGUGUUUUUCGGAUUCGGCAUCCUUUCUGUUUUUGUGUCUACAUACAUGUAUCUCAUCGACAUGUACGAAGUAUACGCAGCAAGUGCUUUGACAAUGAUUACACUGGUGCGCUAUGUUGCCUCGGGUGGAAUGAUCGAAAUAUCUCUCCCGAUGUACAAGAAUCUUGGCAUCCACUGGGCUUUGACCAUGUUGGGGCUUAUCUCACUGGUAUUUACGACGGUGCCGUAUGCAUUUUACCGGUUCGGUCCCUGGAUUCGAUCAAAGAGUCGGUUUGCAAAG
Messenger RNA from Trichoderma atroviride IMI 206040, 1407 nucleotides. RefSeq lists its product as uncharacterized. The record is from RefSeq and is a predicted model, not a curated record. Gene Ontology annotation, cellular component: plasma membrane. Gene Ontology annotation, biological process: transmembrane transport. NCBI's taxonomy places the organism in Eukaryota, Fungi, Ascomycota, Sordariomycetes, Hypocreales, Hypocreaceae. Gene Ontology annotation, molecular function: transmembrane transporter activity.